AUGUCCGCCAUCAGAACCGUUCCUCGUGUAGCUCGCCCAGCCCUACGAUGUCAAGCUCGGCGAGGGUUCGCGCAGUCGGCGCGUCGUGCGCAAAACGCGAAGCCUGAGACGCCAGCUGGAGCCGGUGGCGCGUCAGGCGCAGUGACAGGAGGUCUAGUAGGCGGCGCUGUUGCUGUCGUGAUCGGGUAUACAUGGUACUCGCUCUCUGGCGCUAAGUCAGCCGUCGGCACAGUCUCGCAGACCAAGAAAUAUCUUGACGACACUCUGAAGAAGACGACUGAGAAAGCGCCUAAUCCUAACGAGGCUAUUCAGUGGCUCCGGCAAACAGCGAGCGGUUAUGCUGGUCUCAUUCCCGGUGCCCAGCAAUAUGUAGACUCAACAUUUGAUGAACUCGACCAGAUCUCCAAGGAGCACAAAGAUGAGGUCAACAAGAUCGUUCAAGGUUCUUACGAUGAGCUCAAGCAGAUCACCAAGGAAAAGGGUGCCAGUAUGGAAGGCCUAAUGAAGGCGUGGCAGGUACUUCAAUCCGCGGCCAAGCAAAUCGGCUCGCUUGCUGGCGACGUUGGCAAGGACGUUUUGAACCGACAUCCAGAAGUCCAGGACAAAUUCGGUGGUAAAUUCAACGAGCUCAAGCGCAUGGGCGAUCAGUACGGCCCCGAAGCCAAGAAGAAGGUAGAUGAAACAUGGAACCAGGUUCAAGAUGCUCUGAAGGGCGGCAUUGGCGUCGGCUCGCUCGACCAAGUUCGCAAGAUUAUCGAGGAAAAGAUUCAAGAUGUGCGUCAAAUUGGCGACCAAGCUUGGGAUAAAGGAAUGGAGCAGGCAAAGCCGUAUCUCGACAAGAGCCCGCAAGUCAAGGAGUUUGUCGAGAAGAACAAGGACAAGCUAAAGAACUCGAACCUCAACGAGCUGUGGGAUCAGGUUCAGCAAGCUGCUCAAAAGGGCGACACGGCCGACCUGGAGAAAUUUGCCAAGGAGAAGGCUGACCAGGCCAGCCAGCACUUUGGCGGAGGCAGUCUCGAGCAGUACUUCAAGAUGCUACCGAACAGUGGCGAGAUUGGGUCCAAAUUCCAGCAGCUGAAGGAAGUCGCCGACAAGCAUGGUGACAAAGCGCAGAAGCUGUUGCAGGAGACCUUCGAUGAAGUGAAGAAGGUCCUGGAGAAGAAGGUUGAUGAGGGCCAGAAGAUUGCCGAACAAGCCUCCAAAGAUGCGAAGUGA
Molecule: messenger RNA, 1215 nt
Organism: Cyphellophora europaea CBS 101466
Lineage: Eukaryota; Fungi; Ascomycota; Eurotiomycetes; Chaetothyriales; Cyphellophoraceae
Exons: 2
Coding region: 1-1215 (404 amino acids)
Source: RefSeq, a predicted model, not a curated record